UGUGUUUUGUCACCUACAGGGCUGCGGCCCCGGAUGUUGUGGCUCCUGGAGGGAGAUGGCGGAGGCCGGGGAGUCGGCGGCGGCGGCCGCUGCGGCCGGCCCGGGAGCUGAGCAGCGGCCGGUGCCAGCCUUCAGGAGCCGCGGCGCGAUGUCCGGCGGCGGCGAGCGGGAUCGGCAGGUGGAGGCGGUGCAGCGGGCCCUGUUGGAUGUGCUGGGGCCCUAUGAGCCGCUGCUGAGCCGGGUGCAGGCAGCCCUGGUGUGGGAGCGCCCGGUGAGGAGCGCCCUGUGGUGUCUGGCCCUGAACGCGGCUUUCUGGUUCUUUGCAUUGACCUCCCUUCGUUUGGUGUUUUUACUUGCAUUCAGCUUGAUGAUAAUUGUAUGUAUAGAUCAGUGGAAGAACAAAAUCUGGCCUGAGAUGAGAGUGGCAAGACCCGACGCAUUAGACAAUGAGAGCUGGGGCUUUGUACACCCUCGGCUCCUUAGCAUGCCUGAGCUCUGCCACCAUGUAGCCGAAGGCUGGGUUAGUGGGACCACUUUCAUAAGGAAUCUCUUGCUUUUCAAAAAGCAAAACCCAGGCAAGUUCUGCCUGUUGAGCUGCGGUAUACUGACCUUUCUGGCUGUGCUGGGCCGCUACAUUCCUGGCCUCCUGCUUUCCUACUUAUUCCUUCUCUCUCUCCUGCUGUGGCCCCUUGCUGUGUACCACAGACUGGGACAUCGAUUGUACAUGAGGCUAGAGCCAGCCCUGCAGCGGCUGGACUUCAGUGUCCAUGGUUACAUGAUGUCCAGGCAAAGGGAAAGGCAGUUGCGGCGUGCCCGAGCCUUGCACUCUGAUCGGGCUGUGGAGGACAAUAGUGAUAGCGAAGAAGAGCUAGCCGCCUUCUGUCCUCAGUUGGAUGACUCCACUGUGGCUAGGGAAUUGGCCAUCACAGACUCAGAGCACUCAGAUGCCGAGGUCUCCUGCACGGACAAUGGCACGUUCAACCUCUCGAGGGGUCAGACGCCACUAACUGAGGGAUCAGAAGACCUGGAUGGUCAUAGUGACCCUGAGGAGUCAUUUGCCCGGGACCUCCCUGACUUCCCUUCCAUUAAUGUGGAUGCUGCAGGCCUGGAUGAUGAGGAUGACACCAGCAUAGGGCUUCCCAGCCUUGCCUAUCGUUCCCCUCCAGGAGCUGAGGAGUCCACCUCCAACCGAGAUGAGGCUGUCCUGCCUGAGCUCUUACUCGGCACUCUUCCCACAGGAGCCAACCUCACCAGCAACCUUGCCAGCCUGGUCUCACAGGGUGUGAUCCAGCUGGCCCUGUCAAGGGCCCAACAGCAGGCAGCUCCUGCUGCCCCUCAAAGAGCUGCACGAGGUUUCCUAAGGGCCCCCAGCUCUGACCUGGACACCGAUGCUGAAGGGGAUGACUUUGAACUGCUAGACCAAUCAGAGCUCAAUCAACUAGAUCCUUCAAGCUCUCGGAGCCACUGAGGCACAUCUUUUGGGGGAAUGGUUUGUGGUUUUAGUCUUUUUUCCCCUAUCCCACUGGGAAUGAUGGAGGCAGAGAAAGAAGAAUCUGGGUCCCACCUCCUAAAUUUGAUUAUCUGUGUACAUUGUUGGCUAGCCAUUUGGGCCCCUGCUUAGAGAGGAUACCACCCUAUCUCUAGCUGGAUUCCCAUCCAUGAGCUCAGAGUUAUAGGUGAUGGAGGCAAAACUCCGAAAGUGACGCUUCUUCCAUCAGGAUAGUACUUUCUUUGCUGGGAACAAGGGAGUUUGAUGAACUGGCCCCUGGGAUUCAUUGUUCCAGAGUUUCUGUCUUAUGGGAUGAUGUUUGCUACACGGUGUGGGUGCUCAGGGACCCUGUAUAAAACAACUGCCCAUCCUACUUCCCCUCCCCUAUCCCUUUCCUUAAAGCCAAAGUGUGGAAUGGCUGUUAAUGCAGUGGGGUGGUACUAGAGGCCCCUGAGGCCAGCUGCAUGGACUGGGAAGGUUUCGUUGCUGUGUCUCUCCUAAUCAUGAUUUGUUUUUUCUAAGAAGCUUGUCCUUGGUUCUGCAGAGCAGGCUUGCCCUACUACCACUUACGGCCUUGUCUCCAGUGCCCAGAAAGACUGCUUUCAAGAAAAAGGGUCAGGGAAGGAAACAGUGGGGGUGGGGGACUGGGUAGCAAGAGCUCUGCUAGAAUUGCUGGUUGUGCUGUGGAAUUUGGGGAGGGUUCUGGAUUUGCUUCCUAGGUCUUCUCAGUUUCAUGUCAGCCCUUGGAGCUUCCUACUUGUCCGUUUCCCUGCUAAUCUCUCACUUUAUUUAAGCACUAACCUAAAUAAUGAGUAAAGCAAUAGCCAUUUCUGAACUUCUUCCCUAUCUUUCCCCUCCCCUCUCCCUCCAGCCAUUUGUGAACAACUCCACGGGGCUUGGCAAAGUAGCACUUUAGAUGGCCCAGUGGCAUUCAUUCAGUUUUUGCACCAGCUCUGAAUCCCUGCCAGCCUCUACACUACUUGUUUUCACUUUGACUUCUCCCUAGCCUUGCUAGGGACUUCAUUCAAAGAUGAGUUACAGUUGGCAUGAGUGUGUGCAGCCCUUCUGACAGGGCCUUUGCCAUGCCAUAAUUCUCUUUGUAAUCAUUCAAGAAACAGAUAACAUACCACAGAAUUUUUCUCCUUUCCUAACUUGGGGAAAACCCCUCAGAGACCACCAUAUCCCCUGGGGGUCAUCUAGAAUCCUCUGCUUCCCCAUAAGAGAUCAGACCAUCCACUUUUCCUCUGCACUUAACCCUUUGAUGUUCCUCAGGGACCAUUCCUCUUACACUCCCAGACUAUGACAGAUGUUAGAGCCCAUUUCCAUGUGCUGCAGUUUAGGGUAUAUUCAUUUUUGCUGUAGUUUGUUCCAAGAAAUACACGGGGCAGUGAAUGAAAUAUUUGACCAAGGGAAGGGAGAAAAAGUAGCUGCCAUAUUACCUUUAUGUGAAAGUUGAGGAGGGAGGUUUCCCCCUUCGUAUCACCCAUGGGACAAUUCAAAGCUCACAUCUUGGUAGGUAAAGCUGUGACAUAUAAAGACAACAGGUGGCAAGAUUUGAAAGUAAGCAGUUAUGGAAAGACAGCCGGGAUUUCUGGGUUUGCACGAAUGUGUGUAGACUCAGGCCCUGGGAAUGGAUAAAACAGGGUGGAGGGUAGGGAGGAAAGGCCAAGAAAGUUUCUUAGGGUGUUUCCUCUAGCUAGGGGCUCCUACUCUUUAUCUGUUUUCCACUGUGAAUUAGGGGAUGGGUGGGAGGGCAGAUAUUCGAAAAUAAAUCUUGUAUGAG
Trichosurus vulpecula (common brushtail) is the source of this 3272-nucleotide messenger RNA. It is a transcript of the gene RETREG3, whose product is annotated as reticulophagy regulator family member 3. The coding region runs from base 56 to 1468 and encodes 470 amino acids. The transcript has 9 exons. NCBI's taxonomy places the organism in Eukaryota, Metazoa, Chordata, Mammalia, Diprotodontia, Phalangeridae. The record is from RefSeq and is a predicted model, not a curated record. Gene Ontology annotation, biological process: reticulophagy.